AUGAGUGGCUUUUGGGAUAGGAUGUUGGAAAAGGUUGCUGGAAGUGGUCUUGCAAGGAAGCUUCACAUAUCGAAGCUUGAGAAGAUAUAUCGUGCUUCGGUCAAGAGGAGCAAGCGCCCAAGCACAUCAGGGGACGAACCCCUGAGCAAGAAACGUCCGGUUCUGGAGAGGACCUGUUCGGCUACUAUACGCCCCGGGGAGGCAGCCUCUCGUCACACGCGUAUUCAACUUAUUGGCGACGAGUGGGUUGUCUCAGUGCCCAGGGGGGCCGGGACAGAGUGUUACCCAGAAGGCUUCAACGGCGGGCUACACCAAGAAGGGCACGAUCUGUGCCAUGAAUAUGAUGAGGCAAUGGCUAGGGAACAGCGAUUGCCGAAUACUCGAUUUUCAGAGAUAUCUUUGCGCUGUUGUUAUGAAAGGGAAGAUGGGGAGGAAUAUAUUCCGACCCCGGCUUUCAUUAUGGGCAACCAUCGUUCUCUAUAUCCUGUCAUUCAAUCAGGUAUAGAGAACGAGCCUGGUUUCCCAGGGUGGAAACAGCUCCAUGAUAAUCUGGAGGAACUAUAUUUACGGAAUCAUGGGCCCGAUAUCUGGCGGAUCAAGGAGUCAGUUAAAAACAUAAUGCGCGGUAAGAGGCCAGGUCAAUCGGGAUCUGGGAGUACAGCAUCGCGAGAAGCCCAUUCUCUAGUGUUGCGACGUGCACGGUCGAACAUACUGAGGGAGCAGGACUUAUCCAGUCCUCACUCUUUGCGCGCCGCUGGAAAAGCACGAGCUUCAAACUUGUCGUUUCCCAAGGUCAUGUCGUCGCCUGGACCUUCUCGAGUAUCAGCACUCACCUCUAUGCUGCACCGUGAAUCUCCAACCGACACACGCAACCUUGCUGCUCCCACAUCGUCAAAUGUCCUGGAAGAUCUCGUCAACGAGAUGGGUGGCCAUGAGCAGGGAUACAGUGCUGUGCUAAGUGGAUGCGCCAUCGAAUCUUAUACUCCUCCAGGAGAACGCCAGCCUGUUGCACCGAGCCUUUCCACUUCUUCCCCUUCUUCAUCUAGCGAAUCCAGUCAAUCAAUGCGGCCAAUGAUCUCACUCGAAACAUAUACCUCUCUCAGAGCCCUCAGGGAAAUGAGAGCCCGACUCCUGCAGCGGAAUUUCCCCCUGGACGAAUGUGCCGUUGAAUCAUAUACUCCGUCAGAGGAUUGGGAUCCUCUUGGAUGGCGCUCACAUGAGCAGGAUGGUUCCUCAUGCGAAGAUUCUCAUGAGACGUGCUCUACGGAGGAUGAUAGCAGUGGCUGGGAGAAGGUACAAGAGACGGCGGAUACUUUGACGCCGCCUCCUUUGCCUCCGGCCAGUCCUCCGGUGAUUUAUCCCUCUCCUGAGAUGAAGCCUCGCGUGGCUAUUGUUCCGACGGUCUCGGUUCGUCCUAAAGCGAUGAAGCCGCGUGAGUUGAUCAAGAUUGGCAAGCGACGCAUAUACCGGGUGGUUCGAUCCAAGCGUAAAGAUAUAGUUCAGACAUUAACGAAGUAUUAG
Messenger RNA from Paecilomyces variotii, 1521 nucleotides. RefSeq lists its product as hypothetical. The coding region runs from base 1 to 1521 and encodes 506 amino acids. Lineage: Eukaryota; Fungi; Ascomycota; Eurotiomycetes; Eurotiales; Thermoascaceae. The record is from RefSeq and is a predicted model, not a curated record. The transcript has 2 exons.